CGAGGUGAUGAUGUUGGCCAUCUGACCACAGGCCGAUAGAUAAUUGUAAAUAAGCAAUCGGCGAGUAAGUAUGCACGAUCUGUGGCGGGCUGGAUGUGAUCUUAAUAGAGCUCUUCCACCAUCGGGAAACCCACUUUAUAUAUUCUCCAUGCAGGUCCAUCGACAAGUUCAUGAUCCCUUAUACAUAUAGUCUGGAUUCUAAAAUUCCCAUCAGUGUUAUUCUGGUCUUCAGUUCUAAAGAAGUACCAAUUGAGUAUGUAGAGUGUGCUCAGACCUCUUGACGCUUCAUGGGAUCAUAACCCACUCACCCAAAACAGCCCCACUCGGAUCCCAAACCUCAUCAGCAUCCCUCUUCCCCCGUCUCAACUCAAGCCUUCCUCCUAUCAGCCCAUCCUCCUCAAACUCCGCCGGUUUCGCUUCGAGGCCUACCAUACUCAUUGAAAGAGUACCAGCACAUCCUAUGUAAGAUGACGCCGGGUUGCUUAUUACACAGGGCUCUAGUCUCCACCCUGGCGAUCGGCUUCGGACUCGCUACCGCCGCACACAUCCCCUCCAGUCAACUGACCCUCUUCUCGAACCAGUUCAACUACAACAAUCUCAACAAUACCUCCUCAUCCUCCGCAAGACUCCAUCUCUCCCAGUCCGAGUCUACCCAUCUCGCCGCCAUCCAUGCCAGAGAAUUGAUUCACUACAGAUCUGAAGGGAUUGGAACGUUGAUCAGUAAUUAUCCAGACAAUCAUCCUGAUCCGAGCCUGAGAGGGCUUCCGAUCGGACUGCAAGAGUAUUUCGCGCCGUAUCCGAAUGGGGACCUAGUUCUACUCGUCCUGCCGAUCUCGCCGAUCUACGGGAACGUACUACAAGAGAAGGAGAACGGGACGAUGGGCCUGACGCUAUCGAUCCAAGACGAGCUGGGGACGGUGCAAAGGAAGAGUGGGAUGUGGGCGGCGAACCGGCGGCGGGUGAGUGUUUUUGGGGAGCUGGAGAUGCUGGAGGAGGAGGAGGAACAGAGGGAAGCCAAGCGGAUAUACGAGCGCGUCCAUCCGGACAGCACCCUCUGGGACGGCCACGGCGGCCCUCACGCCUCCUUCUGGGCCCGUCUGGCCGUCCAGAAGGUCUACUACUUCGGCGGCUUCGGCGACCGCGCGGCCAUCGGCUGGCUCGACCUUCACCUCUACCGCUCCAGCUUCGUGGACUCCCCCGAGUCGCGUCGCCGCGCUACUUGCUUCCAUCCCAAGGGUAUCAACCUCUACUGCGAACAACCCAUAGAUAUUGCUGAGACGAUGACCGACCUUGAUUCACUCGCCACCUUCGAAUUCCCUGAUCUCUUCCCACAAGCCCCGCAACCCAUCAUACAACAGCAACAGCACCAUCAUCACCACCAUCAUCAUCACCACCAUCACCACCACCAUUAUCACAACUCUACCUCCCCGGAUUCUUCGUUGCUGAUCGACUCAGAUGACUCGGAUUACAAUCUUGAAACUGGAAAUCAUCCUAGGAUCGAUGAAGAUAAUUAUUCGUCUACUUCAGAUGAUGAUCAAGAUCAAUGACAACCAAUUUGAUUCGUCAAGUUUUUUUUUUUUUUUUUUUUUUUUUUUUCAUCAUCCUCUUCUUCUUCUUCUGCCUCUUCAAUCAUCUCUAUUAAAAAAAAGCAAAUAACAACAAUAACAACAAAAUGAAAACUCCUUCCUCAUUAAACAUUAUUCCAAACGUACGAUUGUCUCCUUUUCUGCACAUACAUACAAAGACCUUAUCAUUGACCCCCGGAUCUCCAUCUUUCCUCUCAUCUAUCUAUCCAUCCAUCCAUGUAUUAUGUUUUGUCUUUAUUAGUGCAUCAGACCAUGGGCUGCUGCAUCCGCUUUCUCCUUUCAUAAAUUACAGUGAUGUAGUAACACAAAUUAUCUUUCAUGUAUGGAAAUAUCCCGAUAUGUAGUAGGGCGUCAUGGGGUGUUUUGACUUCUUCUUGCGGAAGUUCAUUUGAUCAUUUAUUUUCAUACUCAUCCAUGUAAUGAUAGAUAUGGAUUUCAAAGGACAC
Messenger RNA from Puccinia graminis f. sp. tritici CRL 75-36-700-3, 2032 nucleotides. RefSeq lists its product as uncharacterized. Bases 468 to 1547 code for a protein of 359 amino acids. The transcript has 4 exons. The record is from RefSeq and is a predicted model, not a curated record. NCBI's taxonomy places the organism in Eukaryota, Fungi, Basidiomycota, Pucciniomycetes, Pucciniales, Pucciniaceae.